Microdochium trichocladiopsis is the source of this 1764-nucleotide messenger RNA. RefSeq lists its product as uncharacterized. The record is from RefSeq and is a predicted model, not a curated record. The coding region runs from base 1 to 1764 and encodes 587 amino acids. The transcript has 2 exons. Gene Ontology annotation, molecular function: N,N-dimethylaniline monooxygenase activity; NADP binding; flavin adenine dinucleotide binding. Lineage: Eukaryota; Fungi; Ascomycota; Sordariomycetes; Xylariales; Microdochiaceae.
AUGGUUGCAAUUCCACUGGACUCGUACGACGUGGUCGUCAUCGGCGCAGGUUGGUUCGGCCUCUCCGCCGCAAAGACGUACCUCGAGACACACCCCGAGGAGCGCCUUCUGGUCGUCGACUCGGCCUUGAGCCUCGGCGGCUCGUGGGCCAAAGACCGCCUCUACCCGGGCCUCAAGUCCAACAACCUCUACGGCUCGUACGAGCACCCAGACUUCCCCAUGCUCGAGGAGGUGUACGGCGUCAAGCCGGGCCAGCACAUUCCCGCCGCUGUGCUGCACCGCUACCUGACCGACUUUGCCCGGCACUUUGGCAUACUCGAGCGGACACUGCUCAACACCAAGGUGAAGCAUGCCACUCAGGACGGCCGGGACGAGUGGAAUCUGACCCUCCGGACGACGACGCCGGGGGACUCAGAGGACACAGAAAAGACCAUCCACACUAGGCGGCUCAUUGUCGCCACGGGCCUGACCUCGGAGCCCAACCUGCCCACCUACCUGGGGGAGGAGACCUUUACCGGCAACAAGUUCCACGCCAAGGACUUCUGCCUCCACGGCGACACCGUGUCCACGGCCAAGCGCGUGGUGAUCGUAGGAUGCGGCAAGUCCGCCUACGACUGCGCCUACGCAUAUGCUUCAGCCUCGGCACCGGCAGGCAGUGGCAGCGGUACCCACGUCGACCUGCUAGUCCGCCCCAGCGGCCAAGGGCCCGUGUGGCUCGUCCCGCCCUACGUGACGCCGUUCAAGCGGAUGAUGGAGGAACUGCUGCACACGCGGGCGCUGACGUGGUUCUCCCCGGCGCCGUGGGGCGACGAGGACGGGUACCCGGCACCGCGGGCGUGGCUGCAGAAGAGCGCCCUGGGCCGGCUGCUGACGGCCAACUGGUUCGCGACGAUGCACAACGAGGUCGUCGAGACCCACGGCUUCGACGACCCGGCCCACCCGGAGCUGUUCAAGCUCAAGCCCUGGCAGCCGUCGUUCUGGACGGGCAGCGGCGUCGGGAUCCACAACUUUGACUCGAGCCUCUGGGAUCUCGUCAGGCAGGGGCGGAUCAACGUGCACGUUGCGGAUGUGACCAAGCUGGGCGGCGGUGGCGGUGGCCAGGUGCACCUCAGCAACGGCACGGUGCUCGAGGACAUUGACGUGCUGUGCUGCGCGACGGGCUGGAAAAAGGACGCCACGCUGACCUACGACGGGCUCGAGCUGCGCGGGCUGGGCAUCCCGUCCGUGUCGGCCGCCGAGCAGGCCCGGCUCCGCACCGCCGCGGACAGGGAGAUCCUCGAGCGGUUCCCGAUCCUCGCGAACCAGCCGGUCCUGCGGCACGGACGCGAGCCGGCCACCGAGGAGGAGCCCCUGCGGUACUACCGCUUCAUCGUCCCCGCGGGCCAGGUCUCCAAGCGCAACAUCGCCUUCGCGGGCAUGGUCUCGACCGUGAGCACCGCGUGCUUCGCCAACGCCCAGGCCCUCUGGAUAUCGGCCUACUUUGACGGCCGGCUGGCCCGCGCGCCGCCCACCACCCAGGACGAGCUGCUCAGGGAGGUGUACCUGCACACGCAGUUUGGUAAGUGGCGCUACCCGUGCGGCUACGGGGGCAGCCUUCCGGACUUUGCGUUCGACGCGCUGCCGUAUGUCGACCUGCUGCUUAAUGAUCUCGGUGUGAAGAACCACCGCAAGACGUCGCAGGUCGCGGAGCUGCUGGAGGCGUACAAGCCUAGGGACUACAAGGGGCUGACUGGGGAGUGGCUGGCUCUGCAGGGGAGGAAGUAG